GCGCACGUGGUUGGGAAUCCAUUGUCGUCGGGCUUCACCCGGUUUCUUUCAGCGCGGAGUUCCGGUCCUGUAUAGGAGUUUGUCCGUGAUGUAGUGAGUCGUGGAUAUCUGUCUUGAGGGUUAAAACGGCAAGGAAUCAGCGAUGAGUAAAAACAAAACACGGAAGUUGACCGAGAGCUCAGUCGACAAGUGUGUUAGACUUUUUCUGGAAGAUCGAGCCGACACUAAGAGUGCCGAGACAGUGGUGAAGGCCCUCGCGUGCGCGAAGGAUGAAGAUGGAGCGGUUGCGGCGAUUAUCGCUGUCAAUAAGAUUUUCAGUCGGGUAUUCUCAGAAGACGAGAAGUUCUUCAAAGAUGAUGAGCAUCCGCUUGCCGGAGUCUUCUCCGCAUCCUGGAGCAGUCUCCUCGCGAUCCUGCCCGAAGGCAACAAGGCGUCAGAUCUGGCUCUUCAAACUCUGCUGAUGUGGAUCGAGUGUGAGACUGUCAAGAAGUCCACUGAAACCUCGUACGGGCUGCCUGAGACUCGACUCGAAGAGCUGCUCAGGGUUCUCUGCAGCGAUUCCGCGAUGGAAAAACACUUGGUCCAAUUUCAAAACAAACUGGAGGCCUACGAUGACCUCAACUUCUACACCUGUAAAGCCCUCUGGAAAAUCAGCGACAAGUUCUCUAAGCCGACGACAGAGCUCGAGAUCCAAAAUUACUUCACGCUGAUCAAGGCGAUCCGAGUCAAAGACAAGAUCACGAAGGAUCAAACUCUCCCCACUUUCGUUGGCGAAGAGAUCGAUUUCCCGUUCAAUUUCCAAGACUUACGUAAAUUCUAUCAGUACGCAUGGGUGAACUUCCUACGAGCCGCCCUACCCGAAAAGCUGUACAUCCAUGUUCUGGUAUUCCUCGACGAAAAGAAAGUUGCCCUCUUCAAAAAUCCCUGCUUGAUGGCAGAUUUCCUCAUCGAGAGCUACAACAAAGGAGGUUCUAUAGCCCUUCUGGCUUUGAACGGUCUGUUCACACUGAUCCACAAGUACAAUCUUGAACUGCCCGACUUCUACACGAGACUGUACGCCCUCUUCAAAGCAGACAUAUUCUACCAGAAAUAUCGCGCCCGCUUCUUCUUCCUUGCGGAUCUUUUCCUCUCGUCGAGUCAUCUCCCUGCGUAUCUGGUGGCGGCGUUUGCGAAAAAAAUGGCGCGACUCUGUCUCAUCGCUCCUGCAUAUUCUCAGCUGCAUGUGAUACCCUUCAUCGGAAACUUGGUUAUCCGACACGCGGCGCUAUCCCGGAUGGUCCACUGUCAGGAGACGAAGGAUAUGAACUCAGACCCUUUCGACGAAAACGAGACAGAUCCGGCGAAGUCGAGAGCCCUCGAGAGCUCGCUGUGGGAGUUGAAGACUUUGCAGAGUCAUUGGCUCCAGAGCGUGGCCGCGAAAUCCUCCAUUAUAAACUCAGCAUUUCCGAAGAUCGAAUGGGACUUUUCGGACGUCCUCGAAGGAUCGUACGUUCAGCUGUUUGAAAAGGCCGUCAAGGACAAGUACAGAGGAUCUAUACCCACGACGAAUUACCACAAACCUAAGGGUCUUCUCAAACACGCCGACGACAAACUGAAGUCGAGUUGGAUUCUCGAAUAA
Galendromus occidentalis (western predatory mite) is the source of this 1618-nucleotide messenger RNA. RefSeq names its product nucleolar complex protein 4 homolog. NCBI's taxonomy places the organism in Eukaryota, Metazoa, Arthropoda, Arachnida, Mesostigmata, Phytoseiidae. The record is from RefSeq and is a predicted model, not a curated record. The coding region runs from base 143 to 1618 and encodes 491 amino acids. Gene Ontology annotation, cellular component: small-subunit processome; nucleolus; Noc4p-Nop14p complex. The transcript has 4 exons. Gene Ontology annotation, biological process: ribosome biogenesis.